GCUGCCAGUAACUUGCUUGCACUGUAGGAACGGCGGCUACCGUAGGAAAACCGGAAUAUAUUUUGUCAUAAUACAUACAAGUAGUAAAGCAAAUUCCGUAAAAUGUGAAAUAUUUGGAGCAAAAAAUAGAAAGCAGUAAAAGAGUUUAACUGCAGGGUUUGGGUGUCCUUUUAUACAAAUUUUAGCCAAGGAGAUGACACUAUUUAAUAGCUAGCUUGUGAGCUACUUCGAGUUUUUGCUGACUUAACGUGCAGCCCUUCUAAAAGUGCGACCUUACUAUGGACAAUAGCACCAUUUAUGUCCGAGAAAGAGGCGGUCUUCGUCGUGUCAGUGACAUAGUCCUGGCACAGCCAAAACCAGCGUUAUCGUGCAGAAGGACAAAUCCGUUUGUGCCCAGAAAAGAGCAUUUUAUAUUCACCUACAAUGAAGAGGGAAGUCUGCGAUAUACCACAAAAUCUCUCUUUGACAUCACUUUGUUGUUUGUAGUUGACAAUAUUCAUCAUGUAGACUCUCUGAUUGGCUUCCCUGAGCAAAUAGGUGAUAAACUUUUUGUAGCAGCUGAGGAAAAUCGUGUAUUUUUAAACCCAGAAAUUUCUUCAAAAGCCCUGCAGUUAUUCAGUGAUGCAUAUGGAGGCAUGGUACUUGAAUCACUGUGUUUACGAAACAGGUUUCCACUUCUCCACGAGCGAAUGGAUGAAAUAAAAACAUUUCAUAGUUUGAAGUCUCUGGAUUUGUUUGGCUGCAAACUGGGUGACAAUCAUGAGCUUUUUCAACAUCUAACAUCCACCUCACUAGCAAGCAGCCUGAUUCAGCUUUUCAUCGGCAGUAACAGCCUGUCAGAUGCUGGCCUCCAACGACUGACCGCACCUAUCCGGAUGAUGCACAAGGGCCUGGACAGUCUUCAGCUUCUGGAUAUUUCCUACAACAAUAUCUCAGAGAGGGCUCUCGGAUACCUCACAUGUCUCCCAAAACUUGCAAAUCUUGAUGUAUCUGGAACCAGUUUGAAGCUUGGCACAGAAUUGAAGGCAACGAUGUCGAACCUGUUAGGACUAAUUUAUUCUGAGAAACCACUGGAUACCUUUGAACACUCAAGAUGCAAGACAGAAGGUUGGGCUGAGCAGGUUGUAAACCAGUGGGAAAUGAAUAGCUCACAAAUGCCAAAACAGAAGAAAGUUGAAGAAUCAAGAAUAUCAGCACUUCGUUUUUUUGGCAGGCAGAAGUUUGUCAGAACAGUACUGAAUGCGAGACCUCUGACUCACAAGAGCACGGAAGAGGAUAAGAGUGAGAGACUGCACUUCUACAGGCCGGCGAACAGUGACGUAAGAGAAAAACAGGUUUCGUCCAGGGCAAAUGACUUAGAGACUCCCUGCCAUGAUCCCAGAAAAAGGAGGCUUCAGUCGGAAACGUGUGACACUUCACAUGAAAGCCCUCUGGGAAAACGUUCAUCCUCACUAACUCUUACUGCAGAGGACAUUGACUUGUUGAACAGCUAUUAAGGCAUGCAUCCAAACUAGCACGCAGUUUGAAGAGCUGCGUGAGCAUGUCAAUAAAUAGGUUGCAUUUAGACUCAAGGGAAGGAAGAUGGUUUCCACUGGUUACAAUACAAAAACGUCUUUUGGGAUUAAAUUGAUACUGUUUGUAUAUUUUUUUUAACAAUAAAGUAUUGUUUUUUUCAUA
Molecule: messenger RNA, 1677 nt
Organism: Oreochromis aureus
Lineage: Eukaryota; Metazoa; Chordata; Actinopteri; Cichliformes; Cichlidae
Gene: lrrc42
Product: leucine rich repeat containing 42
Exons: 7
Coding region: 279-1496 (405 amino acids)
Source: RefSeq, a predicted model, not a curated record